CGCGCCUACCGUCAGCAUCGGUUGCGUACGGAAACUGCGAGUCGAGCGUCAGCAGAGAUGGGCUGAGCUCACACGAGCGGCUACUACUAUUCAGCGCGCCUACCGUCAGCAUCGGUUGCGUACAGAACUGCGAGUCGAGCGUCAGCAGAGAUGGGCUGAGCUCACACGAGCGGCUACUACUAUUCAGCGCGCCUACCGCAGCACCGGUGGGUUGCGUACGGAAAUGCGAGUCGAGCGUCAGCAGAGAUGGGCUGAGCUCACACGAGCGGCUACUACCAUUCAGCGCGCCUACCGCAAGCACCGGUUGCGUACGGAAAUGCGAGUCGAGCGUCAGCAGAGAUGGGCUGAGCUCACACGAGCGGCUACUACCAUUCAGCGCGCCUACCGCAAGCACCGGUUGCGUACGGAAAUGCGAGUCGAGCGUCAGCAGAGAUGGGCUGAGCUCACACGAGCGGCUACUACAUUCAGCGCGCCUACCGUCAAGCACCGGUUGCGUACGGAAAUGCGAGUCGAGCGUCAGCAGAGAUGGGCUGAGCUCACACGAGCGGCUACUACUAUUCAGCGCGCCUACCGUCAGCAUCGGUUGCGUACGAAACUGCGAGUCGAGCGUCAGCAGAGAUGGGCUGAGCUCACACGAGCGGCUACUACUAUUCAGCGCGCCUACCGUCAGCAUCGGUUGCGUACGCAAAUGCGAAUCGUGCGUCAGCAGAGAUGGGCUGAGCUUGCACGAGCGGCUACUACCAUACA
Messenger RNA from Ostertagia ostertagi, 747 nucleotides. NCBI's taxonomy places the organism in Eukaryota, Metazoa, Nematoda, Chromadorea, Rhabditida, Trichostrongylidae. The record is from the annotation of a GenBank genome assembly.